This is a messenger RNA of Eurytemora carolleeae, 661 nucleotides long. RefSeq lists its product as uncharacterized. The record is from RefSeq and is a predicted model, not a curated record. NCBI's taxonomy places the organism in Eukaryota, Metazoa, Arthropoda, Copepoda, Calanoida, Temoridae. The transcript has 5 exons. The coding region runs from base 32 to 646 and encodes 204 amino acids.
CAUUGUUUUUUCUCUUUUCUUUCAGAUAAAAAUGAUAAAAGAUGUAGUUUUCGAGAAGCUGAAAUCUAUAAGAGAUUUGAACGUUAACGAGAUUCCAUCAAGAAUUUGGAGACAUCAAGAGAGGGAUGAAGUUUGUGCCAUCUUCUCAACUUCAGUUAUCAAGAUCUGUCGGGAGGGCGAGAAAACACUCUUCAGCAUUCAAACUGGGAAAAUCGUUUUUUCGACCGUUUUUAACGAUCUUAUUUACAUUAUCGUCAAGACGGGAAAAAGAUGGACGAUUUAUAGAAUCGAAAGUGGAGUUGCGGUUGAUCGGCCGACGAAAGUAUUUGAAUGUGAAGAAGAAAUAAAAUGGAUUCUUGUGCUAAAAGGAGAUCAGAUAAAGCCGAUAAUUUUUGCAGAGAAUAACUUGAAAUCAGAUUUUACGACAGAUGAAUUUUAUGUUUUUGUGGGUGGGCAGUCACCCUGCCUAGUGUUCAGGGAUGUAUCUUACAAGCUCCACCCCUUCCCUGCGACACCCCUCUCCAAACCAGAGUUUAUUAUCAAGUACACCCAGUCCCCUCCUAGCCUUAAAGUGGAAAAGUUUGCCCAAAUAUUAGAUCUCCUAGAACCACAGGGACACAACCAAUUUUAUUACUUAAACAUAUAAUUAGUUUUUGAAAAU